AUGACUAUCAAUAUGGCUGCGACCAGGGCUGAUGACCGAAGGCUUAUGGUGAACUGCGAUCGCGAAGAAGAGGCGAUUAAGAACGAGUCUAUUUCAUCCUAUGAGACAGUCAAGUAUUUCAACGCUGAGAAGUACGAACUGGAGCGGUAUGUCGACGCUAUCAAGGCAUAUCAGAAAGCAGAGUACAAGGUGACAUGGGGUAUGAACAUGAUGAACAUCUGCCAAGCCCUGGUUUUCCAAACCGGCCUUCUGGCAAUCAUGACCCUUGCAGCAUACGAAGUUGCCCACGGCAAAAGGGAUGUCGGUGACUUUGUCACAAUUACGACAUACAUGAACCAGCUCCAAGGACCUCUUAACUUCUUUGGCACGUUCUAUCGCACAGUUCAACAAGCCUUGGUGUCGGGAGAACGACUACUUGAGCUUUUCAAGGUUAAACCAACUGUGGUUGAUCGGGUUAUCGAGAUAGAUGGGCAUGAUGUCAAGGACGUCACUAUCGACUCAGUUCGUCGUCAUAUUGGUGUUGUACCCCAAGACACUGCACUUUUCAACGAGUCCUUGAUGUAUAACCUCAAAUAUGGCAACCCAAGCGUGUCAGAUGAAGAGGUAUAUGAGGCUUGUCGAGCAGCCAGUAUUCAUGAUCGCAUCCUGUCCUUCCAAGAUGGUUAUGACACUAAAGUCGGGGAACGUGGAUUACGGCUAAGUGGUGGUGAGAAACAACGUGUAGCGAUCGCUCGAACCAUGCUCAAGAAGCCUAAAAUCAUCAUGCUUGAUGAGGCAACAUCUGCGCUGGACAGUGAGACUGAACAACAAAUCCAGUCUGAGCUUAUCACUGGCCAGUUGGGCAAUGACCGGACACUAUUGAUUAUUGCUCACCGAUUGUCUACGAUAACACACGCGGAUCAGAUUAUCGUCCUCCAUGCUGGUGAAAUUGUCGAGCGCGGAACUCACAGUGAGCUACUCGCUGCAGGCGGCAAAUACGCCUCUAUGUGGGAGAAGCAACAUCUCGUCUUCGGUGAUCCUUCAGAGCAUGCCUAG
Molecule: messenger RNA, 1035 nt
Organism: Phaeoacremonium minimum UCRPA7
Lineage: Eukaryota; Fungi; Ascomycota; Sordariomycetes; Togniniales; Togniniaceae
Product: putative heavy metal tolerance protein
Exons: 4
Coding region: 1-1035 (344 amino acids)
Biological process (GO): transmembrane transport
Cellular component (GO): membrane
Molecular function (GO): ATP binding; ABC-type transporter activity; ATP hydrolysis activity
Source: RefSeq, a predicted model, not a curated record